Messenger RNA from Arabis nemorensis, 750 nucleotides. NCBI's taxonomy places the organism in Eukaryota, Viridiplantae, Streptophyta, Magnoliopsida, Brassicales, Brassicaceae. The record is from the annotation of a GenBank genome assembly.
AUGAGUAGCAUUGGAACUGGGUAUGAUCUUUCCGUUACCACUUUCUCUCCCGAUGGUCGCGUCUUCCAGAUUGAGUACGCCGCUAAAGCUGUCGACAACAGUGGAACUGUAGUUGGAAUCAAGUGCAAAGACGGGAUUGUAAUGGGUGUGGAGAAGCUUAUUGCGUCGAAGAUGAUGCUACCGGGUUCAAACCGAAGAAUCCACUCUGUUCAUCGUCAUGCUGGCAUGGCUGUUGCUGGACUAGCCGCUGAUGGAAGGCAGAUUGUUGCAAGGGGUAAAUCAGAAGCGAGAAGUUAUGAGAGUGUCUAUGGCGAAGCUGUACCUGUGAAGGAGCUUUCUGAACGUGUUGCGAGUUACGUACAUUUGUGUACCCUCUAUUGGUGGCUCAGGCCUUUUGGGUGUGGGGUCAUUCUUGGAGGCUAUGAUAGAGGCGGACCGCAAUUGUACAUGAUUGAGCCGUCAGGCAUAUCUUAUAGGUAUUUUGGUGCAGCAAUUGGGAAAGGAAAGCAAGCUGCUAAAACGGAAAUAGAGAAGUUGAAACUUUCUGAGAUGACAUGCAGAGAAGGCGUAAUUGAGGUGGCUAAAAUCAUCUACAAGCUACACGAUGAAGCGAAAGACAAAGCCUUUGAGUUGGAGAUGAGUUGGAUAUGUGAGGAGUCCAAACGAGAGCAUCAGAAGGUCCCGGAGGCUCUCUUAGAAGAAGCAAAGACAGCAGCGAAAACAGCACUCGAGGAGAUGGAUGCAGACUAA